AUGAGCUUUAUAAAAGGCGCAUCCGCCUUAAUGACCUUGCCGCGUAGCUAUCGCAGGUUGAAGUCACGAUAUGCAAAUUUCGCCAAUAUCUGGAAAAGGAAUUUGCAUCAUUGUGCUCGUCUUUACAAGCUGCGUACUUUUUCGGCCGAUCAAAAGCGAUCUGCGGUCCGCUGGAUGGUCAGGGAAGUCAAUAUCACUACCCUGAUGCAUACGUUUAAUGGCGGAUCCCACUCCGUCGACGAGCAGCUUUUCGCCUCCCUGGCCGUAUCCGAGAAGCUCCAGAUGCCAGGAGGGUACCACAGCGCUUGCCUGAAGAAUCGCGAUCUGAACAAAUUUUUUACGUAUAUUACUAGGCACACUCGAUGGGUCUGGGAGGGUCAUCCGAAUUGCCAUAGACGGCACGAUGUCUGUUUAUAUGGGAUUGAAAAUUUGUAUCAAGCAAGAAAAACUGCUCGCCGCUAUAUUGCACUCAAUAAAUUUAUUGGCUCCUGGGAUUUCGCGGCCACCGUAUGCAUGGCCGAGAGUCUGUAUAACCGGACGCAUUUCGGAGAAGAAGCAUUUGAUGCUAAAUAUAUUGCGAAUCACUCUGGGAAUCGGUACCAGCGCGCCCGGCGGAAACCCGGAUUCCGGUUAAAUACCUUUACUUGCAAGAAUAUU
Mesorhabditis spiculigera is the source of this 657-nucleotide messenger RNA. Lineage: Eukaryota; Metazoa; Nematoda; Chromadorea; Rhabditida; Rhabditidae. The record is from the annotation of a GenBank genome assembly.